This is a messenger RNA of Astyanax mexicanus (Mexican tetra), 694 nucleotides long. RefSeq names its product protein FAM107B. Bases 152 to 610 code for a protein of 152 amino acids. NCBI's taxonomy places the organism in Eukaryota, Metazoa, Chordata, Actinopteri, Characiformes, Acestrorhamphidae. The record is from RefSeq and is a predicted model, not a curated record. The transcript has 5 exons.
GUGCAUCUGCUGAUCAGGUCCCACACUUUCCUUCCUCCUCAAACUGUCCUCACAGCAGCUCCUAUAACCGCUCUGAGAGUCGGGCGCAGGAAGACCCCCCUCCCUACGCCGGACCCUGCUGAAACCUCCUGCUGAGACAACAUACGCCACAAUGCUGUUAUAUUAUACCACACAGGUGAUGCCAUCUGGGAAUGUACGGAACAGAGAUCACAGGGAAGAAAACUCAAUUUCUGAAGGUCCAGUCCACCAGCAGACGACAGACAGUGAAGACGACCUUGUUCUGCCCAAGAAACAGUCCAACCCAAUGCUGGAGUCGCCCAGCCACAGAGGCCUGCACCGAGAGCUGCUGCUCAGCCACAGAUGGGGUCUGCUGCCUAGUGAGAAGUCGGAGCUGAAGAAGGUGAUGGAACAGAGGAGGCUGGAGCAGCACAGAGAGAGAGAGCAAGCUCUGCAGGCCCUCACAGACCUCCAGCAGGAGCUGCACAAGAGACGACAAAGACUGAUGGCAUAUGAACGAGAAGAGCAGAAAAGGCAGGAAGAUCUGAAGAACACACCAGAGUUUGUGCGGGUGAGGGACAACCUGAGACGUGUCCGAGUUCUUGGCAACUAGUGAUAUUUCGCUGCUACUAAAACCAACUGCAACUAUUGUCACUGAUUUUGUACAAUGAUUUCAAUAAAAUUUACUCAUUUGGAA